UAAUUUGUAAAUAAUCAAUAUAAAUUAAUGUGAAAGAAAUUGUUUUUUUUUUACAUUUCAUAUUUAAUUUUAUCAACCAUGGAGAAUAAUGAAGAACGAGAACAACAUGACCAUAGCAUCCAUGCCGUGCCUCGCAGGGUGGAGGUCAUCUACCGGAGAAAAACUAGAGAGAGGAAAAUAUUUAUGGAUGAAUUGAAAGAAGUGAGGAAACGUAGACACAAGCGCUUUAUUAAGAGAAUUAUUGCUGCCAUCGGUCCCAAUUGGUAUUACGAGCUCAGCGAACCACAGAGGAGUAAUUUAGACACUCUCGAAUUUUGUAUUUACCAAGAUGUAUUAGCGGGCAGGCCCGUAAAGACCGAGCGGGUCAUUCGCCAGCUGGGCUUGCAUCCCCGGCCCACUACUGAUGACAUUAUGCAUUGCGUCAUCGCCGGACGAAAAGAUCCUAAGCAAAUGCUCUCAAAUUUAUUUGGUCUGAUGUUCGGUCACACCAUCGACGGGAAGCGUGCCGUCUACAACAUGAACGGAAAGCUGUUAAUGUCGUCUAUACUUUACUUAGGUACGCCUCAUUUAUUAAAAUCUUUACAAAUUAUGUUUCAUAGUGAACCUGAGGAAAUAAAGGAGAUCAAGCGGGAACCUAAACCCAAGCCCAUCUUAAAGUCCCCGUACUUACAAGAACUGGUGGCGUGUCAGUAUAAACCACCGAAGCGCAAACCGCAACGUCCGCCACCUUUGCCACACUUGGACACUCUCAACGAACCCUUUGAAGUGGAGCCCGUGAUCCGCAAGCCCCCGCCCCUGCCGCCUCCGCCGCCGCCGCCCAAGAAGCGGUUGCCACGCUCAUACUGCGACAAAAUCGCUGGCAUCUUGUCCCUCGAGCCGCGCUGGUCCAUUGAUAAUUUGUCAAUGAAACCUUUGGCACGAAGUUUUCACCGCAGGAAACCAUCAAAAAUUAGCAUUUUGGAAGACAAAAAGAAGCCCUACGGCAUUUCCGCAACUCUAAAGAAAAAGGUUCGUCGUAAAAAACCAGUGGCACCUUCGACGGGCUUGAAAAAUUCACAAUAUUUAAUAAAAGGUGUCAAUAUUUAUCGCGCCCACCCGCCGCCGCCGGCGCCCGACCCCUGUGAUUGCAUUGAGCGUUGGAACGAUUCAGUCUUCGAAUAUAUCAAAAACACUAAAUGUUACUGCGGCCACUUUUACGACUACGGAAACGAUGGUGUCUUCUUGCCGGAUGAAUUACCUUUCUUUGAAAAACCAACACAAAAUACACCCUUUCGGUUUAACUAUCAGACUAUAUACGAUUUAAAUGAGAAGCAGCUCUUCGUCGAGAAGGAAUUCAAAAAACUUUGGGACACGGACAGCGUGCUGGGUCCUCCCGGUGCCGACAGAGAUAAAAAAGAUAAAAAGAAACUAAAAUCACGGAGGCUGUCUGCGAGUACGAUUAAUGAGAAUCUUAACCCAAGAGACUGUUUAAGAAGUGCGCUUAGAAAAUUAAGGCGAGAUAACAUUGCAGCUCGACUACCUGAUGUUCAUUUAGUUCCGAUAUUGAAGGAGUGGAUGCGACAUCGUAUAUACGGGCCUCAUACUUCGAGGGCAAAAGCUAGGCUAUUAACGCGAAGUUCUAAUGACUGGCUAAGGUUCUGGGCACUUUCGUUAAAGGAUUACAUGCACGUUUUCCCUCCCAGAGACCCGAAAUACGCCGGUCAGACAAAUUGGCUUCACAAGCACAGUCUAAACCAACAUUUCCGAAAAUUUACUCGAAAAUACAAGAUGGACGUGUUUAAAGCAUUCGCAACUUUCAAUAACAUGUUGUGGACCACUAUGUGCCAAGCGCAGUUCCCGGGUAAGAACUUUAGAGAAAUAUAUUUCUCGUAUCUUUACGAUAAAGUGGAGGAUUUGCUGUUAAUGCAUCCGUAUAGUGUUAGAGAAACAGCGGAACGGAAGAAGAUAAUGGAAAGCAAGCGGUACAGCUGUGCCCCACCCAUCGAACGAGACGAGUGAACGAGUGGGAAUGCGAAAGAAUAUUACAGUCAUUGAGGUCAGGAAUAAAAUUUCUGUUCUAAAAAGCAUAUGGCUUCUACAGUUUGAGACAAAUUUUAUUUGUAAUCUACAUUAUCUGAUCUCUCUUCUAAAUAAAAUUUUCACAGCACUA
Messenger RNA from Papilio polytes (common Mormon), 2149 nucleotides. RefSeq lists its product as uncharacterized. The transcript is spliced from 2 exons. The record is from RefSeq and is a predicted model, not a curated record. NCBI's taxonomy places the organism in Eukaryota, Metazoa, Arthropoda, Insecta, Lepidoptera, Papilionidae. Bases 79 to 1998 code for a protein of 639 amino acids.